AAAACAUAAUCUACGAGUAAAGGAUGUAUAUUUAGAAACUGUACUGACAUAAAAGUAGUUGAUGUAUAAUAACUUACAAGUAAAGAGGAAAAUAUGAUGUCUUAUAUUUUAAGGAAAAUUCCCGUCACCAUAUUACUAAUAUGUGCUGUUCUGCAGUUGACAUCUGCUGAACAAAGUCCACUUUGUUUCGAGGUUCAAGAAGGGCUAACCAAUGGAUGUAGUGUCCCACUAUUUGGAAAAUUUCCAUACAAAAAGAUAUUUGAACCUGCCUGUCAACUUCAUGAUUUAUGUUAUAAUUGUGGAAUAGCGCAAAGUAAAGAUCGGAAAUACUGUGAUAAAAUUUUCCUGAAAAAAAUGAAACAAAUCUGUUCAACAAGAAAGGGUUGGAGAAAAAGAUCGUGCAAAAGAUUUUCAAGGUUGUAUUAUGUUGGUGUUUGUGCGGGCGGAAAAUCAUCAUUUCGGCAGACUCCAAAAGCUGAAUGUAGCGUACUAGACUGGAUAGCCAGUUGUUUUCCGUAAAUUAAACAUAGUCUCUAGUUGCAUGGUUAGAUUAUACUUUGUAUUUGUCUGAAAAAAAAUAAAGAUAUAAAUAGUUUA
Messenger RNA from Mytilus trossulus (common blue mussel), 597 nucleotides. RefSeq lists its product as uncharacterized. Lineage: Eukaryota; Metazoa; Mollusca; Bivalvia; Mytilida; Mytilidae. Bases 94 to 519 code for a protein of 141 amino acids. The transcript is spliced from 3 exons. Gene Ontology annotation, molecular function: A2-type glycerophospholipase activity. Gene Ontology annotation, biological process: arachidonate secretion; phospholipid metabolic process. The record is from RefSeq and is a predicted model, not a curated record.